CUAACUAUUGAAGAAUAAGAGCCCAAAAAAAUGGAAGACUGUCUUCACACGUCUUCAGAAAAUCUGUCCAAACUUGUUAGCUGGGCUCACAGUCAUGGAACCAUCUGCAGCCUCAUUCCAAACCUGAAGCACUUAUUGACUGAAGGGGCCCAUGGAAACCUCACUGCAAUGUGGGGUUGUGGUGCUGGCCAUGCUUACCAUUGGCCAUUGGCUGUUACUUGCAGGGCAGGUUCCCAGGACAGAGUGUGCUUUCAGGACAGUAGAAGUUUUAAUUCUGAGAGCCCCAGCAUAAUUGCAAUGUCGUCAGAGUCUCAACAAAACCCAGCAGAGAAAUAUCUUAAUAGACCCUCAAAAGGAAAGGCCGAAUGUCCCCGGACCAGGGAUUCCUGUGACUUUUCAUACAGUGAACAUUCUGAGAUUGACGAGAAUGUUGAAGAGUACGAUGAUGAAGGUGAUUUGUUUCAUAUGGCAUGCGAGUCUUCAGUGACGGAUGAGGAUAGUGACUAUGAUUCUCAGCUGCGGAACAACUCACUGAAAAGGCGGGAAGCUGGUCCUUCGCUUUUGCCAGAUUCACCAAACCACCAUGCUAAUGAGAACAGUAAUGAGGUGAUUGCUAAAAAGAUCAAGCAGGAGGGUCCUGAAGACUAUUACAUUGUGACAAAUGCAGAAAUUUCUAUGGACAACGAUAGUUCAUCUGUUGCAUUGAAGCCUGGGUCGAAGUCCGGAUCAAAGUCUGGUCCUGCUUCCUAUUUGGGUCCUACCAAAUCCUCAGCUCUCCUUCCUGCUGGCCACAUGCCAGAAAAGAUUGACUCGCAGGGUAUUUCUGUCAUUCCACCUGCCUCCACUCGGGUAGCGGGUACAAAAUCAGGACGGGGUUGCACGACUUCGCAGAAGAAGCUGAAUGGAGGUCAAGGAACUGGGCAGAAAUUAGUUCUUCAGAUGCCGGUCAGCACAUCAGGAGGAAACCAGCAGAUCAAUAUCCCACUCUCGGCCCUCCAGCUUCCUGGCCAAGAAGAGCAGAAUGCUUCUGAAGACAUAGGGGCACAGAUGGUGAAGACUGGGGCUUCCAGUGAGGUUUCCUUGUCUCCAUCUGUCAGUGCUGAACCUGAAGUCAGCUCCAGUCAGCAACAGUCGAAUGUGCCCCAAUCUCUGGUCAAAGAUGCCAGUGGCCAAUCAUCAGCAACAGAAAAUGAAGAAAGAGGCUGCGAAGGUCAACAGAAUGAGAAAACAGUGCGAAGCACCUUGACUGCAUUGAGAAAUUUCAAAGAGUUCCUCCUUUCCAAAUACCCACAUGAAAACCGGGAAAUCCAAAUUAUACCAUGCACCGAACUUGAUGCCUACCUAGCUUCAUUCUUUGUGGAUGCCAGGCAAAAAGAUGGCUCAGAGUACGAACCCAACAGUUUGGCCAACUAUCAGUGUGGACUUGAAAGGUACUUAAAGGAAUACAAAUAUGGGUUCAGUAUAACAAGGGAUAAGGAAUUCAGGCGCUCUCAAGAAGCACUGAAACAGAAGCAGCUUGAGCUGAGAGGCAAAGGGAAAGGGAACAAGCCUCACAAGUCAAUGAAACUCACCUUUGCUGAUGAGCUUAUUCUACGUAAACGAGGCUUGCUGAGUCGGUACAAUCCUGAGGGGCUGCUCAAUCUUGUGUGGCUAAACAACACUAAGGCAUUUGGGCAUUGUGCUGGUUUCCACAGUUCCACGCUGAAAUGGGGGGAUAUCAGGUUGCACGUAACAGAGACAGGCUUGGAGUACUUGGAGUGGGAAAUCAUAGACAGCUCCGAUGCACAAGGGAAGAGCCGGAGAGCAGGAACAGAGUGCAGAAUUUAUGCCACGCCACAUUCUCCACAGACAUGUCCAGUACAGGACUACAAGGAGUACGCUCAAAGACGCCCUCCAGCUAUGCGUUAUGAAGAUGCCCCCUUCUAUCUGUCCAUCAAGCCAGUCUGCAACCUGGCUGCACUUUACUGGUACAAUAGCCAAUCCCUUGGAAAGAAUAAACUCUCGAAAAUGGUUAAAACCAUGUGCGAAAAGGGGAAUAUUCCAGGGAGAAAGACUAACUUUAGUGUUUACCAGAGCUGCAGCUCUCUGUCUGAGGCACAAAGCAACCAGCUGGUACUAAUAUGCAACAAUCUCAGCCAGCAGGCUGCCCAAUCAAUGUCAGGUCUCAACAACACAAGCAAUUUCAUCAUCUCUGGUUCUUUUGACUCUUCUUCUGAUACAGCCUGAUGAAAUGUGUUUUGGGUUUUUAAAAUUAUUUUUAAUAUUCUCCAUGUUCUCACUUUUAUACAAUGUAAUUAUUCCUUAGCCACUGAAAGUUGAAGUUUUUAAAAGCAGCAUGUGAAAGGGCACAUUAAAACUCCCAACAAUCCAAUGUUCAGUUCAAUGAUUUUACGGCACACUCUCUUUAGAAACCUUUUCAAGUUGAUCGAUAGAUACCACAAAACAAAAUAUAGUUGUUGAAAUUCUAGAAGUCUGGAAACAGUGUUUAAAACAAACCCUGAUUUCAUUUCAACCUCUCCUUGUAACUGUUAAGAACUAUAGUUUUCCCACAGAACUUUUCAAAAUAUACGUUUUUUUUGUUCAUCUUCUGUAGCAAAAGGAUUUUCAUGUAUAGGUGCUCCGCAUUCUCACAGAGUGAGAGAAAUUCUGCCUUUUUCUCCUAUUCAUUUGUUUUUAAGUUGGCAAGAUGGGAAGUAAUAUUUUUGGACAAACCUGCUUGGAUCUUAAAGUGCAGAAACCUCUUUUCAUAGCUGCAGUAUUAACUCUUCCAUCCAGUAUUAAUUGUGUGCUAAUUUAAACUAUUUCUUCUCUGGGUAUCAUUGCCCUUCUAUCAUCUGUACAGUACUGCCAUAUACUUGUCAUGUUGCAUCCUUAACUGCAGAUAAUGGCAAUUACUGUCUUUCAUCUGCAUGUAAAUUCAGUGUGUUUGAGCAUCUUCCUUCCUUGGCUAAGCCAAGUUUUUUUUAUAAAUAUACCAAGGAGUGAGUAGUUGGUUCUUAGAUCUUCUAAGGAAUUGUUUCUCUAUUUUUCCCAACUGUUUUAAAAAAAGACAGUAAGGAAAAUACAACAAUUAGGAUUUAUUUUUUAUGAAUUGUAUCUAUACUUAAAUGUGUUUGGAGUUUGAAGACCUGUUAUCACGGGCCUGUAUAAUUCAUGUUGUACCCUGCUGGUCCAUUCAAAUUACUUUGAAUGGGAAACACUGAGGACAAAAUUGUUAACCUGGAUAAACACUGAAUUGUAUCAGACUGGUCUAAUUAUUCUGGUCGCCUGACAAUUGUACAGCACUCUGGCUAAAACCUUUAAGCUUGCAUCCUCCAGUUACUGAGCAUGUUGUCCUAAUACUGAGGGAAAAUAAUUACAGUCGUGAUUAACUCAUUGUGUUGCAAAUGCACAGUUUCUUAUCUGCUCAUGUUGUAUCUCGUUAGGCUCUAGUAUGCAUUAACAUUGCUUGUGGAAUUCUACUUUCAACUUGAUUUUGUAUUUUGAAAGUUACUUUUAUUGGUAUUUCAGAUUUUAUGUCGUCUUAUUUAUUUUAGUUUUUGUAGAUGACAGUUUGUAAUUAGAAUGUCUGUAUAUGACUGUUUGUACACAAGUGCUAAUAGUUGUUGGGAUGCCAUUUUAGAAACGUGCAUAAGCUAAAUUUGGUGUGAAAUUCAGUAAUGGAGGCUGUGUUCACACUAAGGAAGAAUUGCGUUGUGUAGCCCUCCUGUUUUAACGGUCUGUUUCCACGAAAUGCAUAUUAAGUAGAUUUCUGUGCAGGAUACUGUGUUACCUACUGUUGCGCUUUCUCUGGAGCAAGGCAAGUGUGGAUGUGGGGUGGGGUGUCGGGGGAGGGGGUGCUGUGUGAAGAAUGUGUGAGAAUGAAGGAGAAUGUGUAAAUAAGUUCGGCUCAAUUUGCCAGCCUGUUCCAGUUGAAAGGACGAGCAGUUCUAAAGCUGGAGGAAAGAAAAAGGUUGUCGAAAUUCUGUGCCUACAUGUGCAUGCACCUCUAAAUUAAUGGUUCAAAAAUUUUACUUUCUAUAAGAGAAAAGUAAAUUUUGAGUUUGUUAAACUGAGCUAUUGGCUCUUAUUCAAACAGAGUUUAUUGCUUUAACGAUAUGCAGAGAUAUAUUAACAAGGUGACUGUUAGGUACUUUAAAAAAAAUCAAAUGCUAAUAUAUAGAAAUUAAUUUGGCUAAUUUAACCCAUUGAGCAUCUGUGCACCAAAAUUUUAAUAAAACCAUGAGUAUUAUGUUUAAUGAGUAUUACAAAUGUGUGCAAAGUCAUGAUCCACAUCUUUCAGAUUUUUGCAGUGCACUUGCUGAAGCAUGUUCUACAAUGCGAUACAUGUAUCUUGAAGGGUCAGAGAGUUUUUUUCAGUGCUCGAAGGGUUAAAAUAACCUCUCAUCUUGGUUUGAGUCUUGAAGUCAAUCUGACAGGGGAUCUUAAUGGUUCUAGGUUUCAACCUUGGUUGAAAGUUCUUUAGAAUACUGUGAAACGUUAAAAUCACUGCCUGAAGUGUAGUAAUU
Messenger RNA from Rhincodon typus (whale shark), 4508 nucleotides. RefSeq lists its product as uncharacterized. The transcript has 2 exons. NCBI's taxonomy places the organism in Eukaryota, Metazoa, Chordata, Chondrichthyes, Orectolobiformes, Rhincodontidae. The coding region runs from base 31 to 2226 and encodes 731 amino acids. The record is from RefSeq and is a predicted model, not a curated record.